GUAGCUAGCCUGCUAACACCAAGCUAACAACCGUUAGCCAUCGCGAGCUGGACUCUUACAGCAGUUAUCGUCUAUUCCUAAAAAAAAAAUCUAAAUCAACAAACCGUCUCUCCCCCCCUUCUAGUCCUUUAUAUGUAAGUGAUACGCCGGUGGUUGAGUUUGUGUAUCGUCCAUUUCGUGGCUUUGACACACCGAUUCUCGACAUGUCGGCGGUCCAACGGAUGAAAGUGGCUAACGAGAAACACAGCAAGACCAUAACGCAGCGAGGACACGUCCAGAAGACCACGCGGGUGGUGAAUGAGGAGAAGUCUCCUGUAGGUCCCUGGCUACUGGCUCUCUUUGUCUUUGUGGUGUGUGGAUCAGCCAUCUUCCAGAUCAUCCAGAGUAUCAGGCAGGGGUUGUGAUGGUUGACACCCAGAUCAGAGCCUCUUCCUCAGGGAGAACACCAAACAGACAUCGGGCCCAGUGUUCUCCCUUUACUCAUCCCCCUCCUCUCUGUGUCCAGUUAAACAUUUUAGGGCUCCCCGAGUGGCGCAGCGGUCUAAAGGCACUGCAUCUCAGCGCUAGAGGCGUCACUACAGACCCUGGUUCGAUCCCGGGCUGUAUCACAACCGGCCGUGAUCGGGAGUCCCAUAGGGGCGGCGCACAAUUGGCCCAGCGUCGUCCGAGUUUGGGGAGGGUUUGGCCAGGGGUAGGCCGUCAUUGUAAAUAAGAAUUUGUUCUUAACUGACUUGCCGAGUUAAAAUAAAAAAUGUUUUUUUUUUUUUUAACAUCAGCUGACACACACAUCAUCCCCCUCCUCUCUCUUGUCAUGUUGAACCUCAACUGAUUCUACCUACUGUGAAUUCGAUCACCCCAUCUCUUGUCAUGUUAAACCUGUGAAUUCGAUCACCCCAUCUCUUGUCAUGUUAAACCUGUGAAUUCGAUCACCCCAUCUCUUGUCAUGUUAAACCUGUGAAUUCGAUCACCCCAUCUCUUGUCAUGUUAAACCUGUGAAUUCGAUCACCCCAUCUCUUGUCAUGUUAAACCUGUGAAUUCGAUCACCCCAUCUCUUGUCAUUCUACAUGCUGUGAAUUCGAUCACCCCAUCUCUUGUCAUGUUAAACCUGUGAAUUCGAUCACCCCAUCUCUUGUCAUGUUAAACCUGUGAAUUCGAUCACCCCAUCUCUUGUCAUUCUACAUGCUGUGAAUUCGAUCACCCCAUCUCUUGUCAUGUUAAACCUGUGAAUUUGAUCACCCCAUCUCUUGUCAUGUUAAACCUGUGAAUUCGAUCACCCCAUCUCUUGUCAUUCUACAUGCUGUGAAUUCGAUCACCCCAUCUCUUGUCAUGUUAAACCUGUGAAUUCGAUCACCCCAUCUCUUGUCAUUCUACAUGCUGUGAAUUCGAUCACCCCAUCUCUUGUCAUUCUACAUGCUGUGAAUUCGAUCACCCCAUCUCUUGUCAUUCUACAUGCUGUGAAUUCGAUCACCCCAUCUCUUGUCA
Salmo salar (Atlantic salmon) is the source of this 1482-nucleotide messenger RNA. Lineage: Eukaryota; Metazoa; Chordata; Actinopteri; Salmoniformes; Salmonidae. The record is from RefSeq and is a predicted model, not a curated record.